Messenger RNA from Aspergillus ibericus CBS 121593, 984 nucleotides. RefSeq names its product HNH endonuclease signature motif containing protein. The record is from RefSeq and is a predicted model, not a curated record. Bases 1 to 984 code for a protein of 327 amino acids. Lineage: Eukaryota; Fungi; Ascomycota; Eurotiomycetes; Eurotiales; Aspergillaceae. The transcript is spliced from 2 exons.
AUGACUUCUAUUACUUCCGAGCUCGCAUCUGAAGAGAGGGCUAACCUUAUCCGGCGUCUCAGCCUCGUACCCGGUCUAAAGUACCUGGACUCUGCAACCCAUGCCAUGCUAUGGCUGGGUGAUAUCGAGAAACUUAAAGUAACUAAUUUACUAUCAACAUUUACAGAAUCCUGCCUUUACAAGCCGACUUUGAAGGCAUGGCUUGCCCGGUCUCAAAGAAGAAAUGAGCCCCCGCAACCCACCGAUCUAGUUUCUCCCACCGCCGCACCGAACACCCCCCAAAAGAGGAACUUUAGGGAUAGUUCCAGGUCUCCCUCCAAACCCCCUCGAUUGAAAAAGCGGUCUAACCCCGCAAAGGACAUAGUGAAUGAAAGAGACGGUGGGCGCUGUGUCAUCACUAAGAUGAGCGAACCCAUCCAGGUGUGCCACAUUUACCCGUUUGCGUUAGGAAGUAAGCCUAAAAGCGAACGGGAAAGCUUCUGGCGCCUUCUGGGCUGCUUUUGGACCUCGGAGACCAUUGCCAAGUGGAAAGAGUCCAUCAUACAUUCUGAAGACAUAGAUAUACCGCCAAAUUCAGAGGCACCACAAAACGUCCUGUGCCUCUCGACCAUUGUGCACGUCCUUUGGGCCUCGGCACGCCUUGCCUUUGAACCAGUCAAGUUAUCGGAAGACCAGACAUCUUUGACAAUGCGGUUCUGGUGGCUCCCACUGCGGACUUUCUCUAAGCAUGUAGACCUGCGCGUGGCCCCCUUCCUCCCCUCUGAUCUUAGAGCAAGUCCCCUCAAUGCCAAGUUGUGGAACCGCGAGACAGAUGAACCCAUCUAUUCCGGACACCUUAUGACACUGACGACCAGGGACCCCGAAAGCAUGCCCCUCCCAUCCUUCGAUCUCUUGCAGAUGCAGUGGACCUUGAACCGGAUUGCUGCUCUGGCUGGCGCGGCAGAUGUCAUAGAUGAGGAGUUCGAGCCUGACUUUGAGAGCUAG